Molecule: messenger RNA, 819 nt
Organism: Wickerhamiella sorbophila
Lineage: Eukaryota; Fungi; Ascomycota; Dipodascomycetes; Dipodascales; Trichomonascaceae
Exons: 1
Coding region: 1-819 (272 amino acids)
Source: RefSeq, a predicted model, not a curated record
AUGUACUCUUCUACUUUCGUUGCUGCCGCUCUCCUCGCCAUCGCCGCCGCUGAUGUUGGCGCCUCCAUCUCAGCCGUUCAGUCCAAUGUUGAGCUGCUCGACAGCCUUGUCAAGGGCUGGAGCUCUGCUGACGGUCUCCCCAAGGCCCUCAUCAUCCAGGAGUCUUUUGCUCCUCUGUCUGAGGCCGUCCUUGCUUUGCAGAGCGCCGUCCCCAGCUCCGUCUCUGCCUCUGAGGCUCAGACCCUGGUUGGUGAACUCAGCUCCCUGGUUGGCGCCAUUCAGGGCCUCCUCGGUGACUUGAGCUCCAAGGCCGCUGACUUCAACGCCGUCGGUGCUGGCAGCAUUGUUGGUGGUGACAUCAAGGCCCUUGUUGGCCCCUCUGGACAGAUUGCUUCCAGCGCUGUUUCUGCCAUCCCCUCCGAUGCUGAUUGCGCUGUCUACUCUUCUGCCACUGCGCUCGUCAACAACCUUGCUGGUGCUUUCAAGAGUGCUGCCGGUGCUUACAGCGUCGACGCCGGCUCCUUCCCCUCCGUGCCCUCUUGCCCCGGUGGUGGUUCCGGCUCCGGCUCUGCCGCUGCUUCUUCUGCUGCCCCUGCUAGCUCUGGUGCUGCUGCCUCCUCUGCUGCUCCUGCCAGCUCUGGUGCUGCUGCCUCCUCUGCUGCUGCCUCCUCCAACGGUACUGGCCCCGCUGUCGCCACCUCCACCCUCGUCUCCACUGUCUGCCCCACCUGCACUGAGGUCGCUCCCUCUAACGGUGCUGCCGGCAAGGCCAUGGGUCUUGGUGCCGCCGUCGCUGGUGUCGUUGCUAUGCUCCUUUAA